GCGCCCCUCGGGCCAAACCGGCCCUGGGCUGCCAGUCGCUGCACGGAGCUGUGGAGCUCGACUGCGUUUCCCGGACCAGACCCGCUCUCCCGGAGACUCGUGCCCCCUGCCCGGCCAUGGAGCCUGCCCCCGACGCCGAGGAGGCGCGCACCGUGCGCGAGGCGCUGGGCCGCUACGAGGCAGCGCUGGAGGGCGCGGUGCGCGCGCUACACGAGGACAUGCAGGGGCUGCAGCGCGGCGUGGAGCAGCGCGUGGCCGAGGCGCUGCGCCUGGCCGGGCCGCUGGCGCGUACGGUGGCCGAACUGCAGCGCGACAACCAGCGGCUACAGGCGCAGCUCGAGCGCUUGACGCGCCAGGUGGAAGCUUUGGGCUUGGCGACCGGGAUGGCCCCCACGCCCGGCACGCCCAGCCCUCCGCCCGCGCCCAGUGUCCCGGACCGCGCGCCCCGCCUGGGCACUGCGCGCUUCGCCAGCCACGCCACCUUCUCGCUGUCGGGCCGCAGCCAGAGCGUGGAUCAACAUGACGAGGCCAGUGGGUCUGAGACCAGAAGGACCUCAAACUCGUGCAUCUUCGAGAAUGGGCACCAGCCUGGGGCAGGUCUCGGUGAUGGACCCCCAGAGGCUCCCCAAACCAUCCCAGCACCAGAGCCCCCCAAGCCUCGCCCCGUGAGCCUGUCCUUGCGCCUGCCUCACCAGCCAGUCACGGCCGUCACGCGCGUCUCCGAGAGGUUCUCUGGGGAGACCUCGGCCACAGCUCUCUCGGCCACAUCUGCUGCCAUCCUGGGGAGCCCCAGCGAGGCCACCACACCCUGGACUCCCAGUCCCAGUGAGAAGAAUUCUUCCCUCUCAAGGUCUUUGUCCACGCUGACGGCCAGCAGGAACAACGACAGCAGCCCACCUCUGGUGACGCCGCCCCAGUCGCCCCCAUCCCCACAGCCGCCAGCCACGACGCAGGCCCAUCGGCAGGGGGAGCGUCGCCGGGAACUGGUGAGGUCGCAGACUCUGCCCCGAACCUCGGGGGCACAGGCCCGGAAGGCGUUGUUUGAGAAAUGGGAGAAGGAUACAGCGGGCAAGGGGCGGGGUGAGGCCCGGGCGAAGCUGAAGCGCUCGCAGAGCUUCGGGGUGGCCAGUGCCAGCAGCAUCAAGCAGAUCCUGCUCGAGUGGUGCCGCAGCAAGACGCUCGGCUACCAGCACGUGGACCUGCAGAACUUCUCCUCCAGCUGGAGUGACGGCAUGGCCUUCUGCGCCCUGGUGCACUCCUUCUUCCCCGACGCCUUCGACUACAACGCCCUGAGCCCCACGCAGCGGCGGCAGAACUUCGAGCUGGCCUUCACCAUGGCCGAGAACCUGGCCAACUGCGAGCGCCUCAUUGAGGUGGAGGACAUGAUGCUGAUGGGCCGAAAGCCGGACCCCAUGUGUGUCUUCACUUACGUCCAGUCUCUGUACAACCACCUGCGUCGCUUUGAGUGAAGCCCCUUGGGGCUGGAGAGCCAACCCCCGCACCAGGAGACCAUGGGGCUGCCUGUGUAACCGAGUCAUGAUCCCCCCGCCCCCGAGAGUUGCAUUCGGGUGUGAGAGCGCGUUUGUCCUGUGCCCUGUGGCUGCGCUCCCCGUUACCCAUGGAUAGGACUGCUGAGCUGCUGAGCUGCGCUCCCACGCAAGGAAAUGUUACCAGAGAGAGACAUUGGUGCUAAGAAAUUCCUUUAAAAAAAGAAAAAAAAUAGCUCGUCGAUAGAUUCCAGAAGGCUGAAUCACACGGUUCCGUCUGCUGAACUGGAUCCAGUGGCUUUACAGGGUUGCGUUGAUUACCAAGUGGUGUUUUGGUUUGGUUUGGGUUUUGUAAUCAAAAUACCCAGCGUUUUCUACUUCCUCCCACUAUCAUAGGUUCCUUUCCUCCCUCCCUCUGGGCCACUGCCAGGAAACAGAGACGCUUAAUCAGCAGCUUGACAAAGAACACCGAAGUCUUGGGAAGAAACCGUUUAAUCACUCCCAGGUCCUGGGCAACAGAUGACCUUCAAGUCACCUCGGCUCUCUGGGGAGAUGGGAAGGCUCUCGCCUGGUCCCAGAGUGUUCCUGUCCUUCCCAGGGGGCCCCACAAGGGUUUGGCUAAGAAUAGGCGCUCGGGAGUUAACCCUUUUAGGGAAGGACUGGCCCUUGGUGCUGCGAGGUCGUUUUUAUUCACAGCUCUCUUUUUUAGGGGAUUUGCUACAGAUAUUUAUAAGAAGUAAUUCCAUCUGUAUGUACCAUUGACCGUUUGUACAUAAAAAGCUGUGUGUCGCA
Messenger RNA from Phacochoerus africanus (Common warthog), 2279 nucleotides. It is a transcript of the gene SMTNL2, whose product is annotated as smoothelin like 2. Gene Ontology annotation, molecular function: tropomyosin binding; protein phosphatase 1 binding. The record is from RefSeq and is a predicted model, not a curated record. NCBI's taxonomy places the organism in Eukaryota, Metazoa, Chordata, Mammalia, Artiodactyla, Suidae. Gene Ontology annotation, cellular component: filamentous actin; microtubule organizing center; I band. The transcript is spliced from 8 exons. Bases 117 to 1469 code for a protein of 450 amino acids. Gene Ontology annotation, biological process: positive regulation of vasoconstriction; actin cytoskeleton organization.